Molecule: messenger RNA, 2449 nt
Organism: Columba livia (rock pigeon)
Lineage: Eukaryota; Metazoa; Chordata; Aves; Columbiformes; Columbidae
Product: ras-related protein Rab-11A-like
Exons: 5
Coding region: 115-765 (216 amino acids)
Biological process (GO): regulated exocytosis; constitutive secretory pathway
Cellular component (GO): Golgi apparatus; recycling endosome
Molecular function (GO): GTPase activity; GTP binding
Source: RefSeq, a predicted model, not a curated record
GGUGCGGAGGAGGAAGGGCUGUGGCCGCCAAUGGGUGCGCAGGGGACGGUUCUUGCCGGGGCUGGAUAAGGCCCGGAAAUCCCAGUUGGCCCAGUGCGAGCGGGGCUGAGCGAGAUGCGGGGCAAGGAUGACGAGUACGACUACCUGUUCAAAGUUGUGCUCAUCGGGGACUCUGGGGUGGGGAAGAGCAACCUGCUCUCCCGCUUCACCCGCAACGAGUUCAACCUGGAGAGCAAGAGCACCAUUGGGGUGGAGUUUGCCACGAGGAGCAUCCAGGUGGACAACAAGACGGUGAAGGCUCAGAUCUGGGACACGGCCGGGCAGGAGCGGUACCGGGCCAUCACCUCGGCCUACUAUCGGGGGGCGGUGGGAGCUCUGCUGGUCUACGACAUCGCCAAGUACCUGACGUACGAGAACGCCGAGCGCUGGCUGAAGGAGCUGCAGGACCACGCGGACGCCAACAUCGUCAUCAUGCUGGUGGGCAACAAGAGCGACCUGCGGCACCUGCGGGCCGUGCCCACCGACGAGGCCCGGAGCUUCGCAGAGAAGAACGGUUUGUCCUUCCUGGAGACGUCUGCUCUGGACUCCACCAAUGUGGAGACGGCUUUCCACAGCAUUCUCUCGGAGAUCUACCGCAUCGUGUCGCAGAGGCAAAUGGCUGGGCAGCCAGAGUCGGAGUUCGGCCCCGCCACCACCAUCGAGCCCAUCCGGGUGCUGCCCACGCAGCAGGAGGGCAGGCAGGCGCCGUGCUGCCAGAACAUCUGAUCCAGGGUGUCCCUGCCCCGGCACCCCCAGCACCCAGCAUGUGGGGCCAUCAUGUUUCCCACCCCCACCGCAGCCCCCCAGGGCACGGUUGGCUGGUGGCUGCCUGGGCAUGGCUGCUCUUGGGUGCCUGUGUGUUGCUGUGUUUAUGUAGGACCUACACAAACUGGGGGGGGGGAGUGAAGCAUCAGGGCCUCACCCCAUGGUUGGGACAUGCCCUCCCCUCAUGUCAUUGCUUCCUUUAGCCCCGAAGGCGCAGUCACGGGGUGACUUGGGUGGCACUGAGCAAGCCCAAACGUCCUCACUCCCUUGUUUGGUGUGGCAUUCCAGCAGCACCCCUGGGUGCAGCUCUCGGGUGGGGUGGGGGCACCAGCUGCACCCUUCUCUGGUGAAGCGAGAAGCAGCACAGUGGGUGCACCCAGCCCUGCCCCUUCACCACGAGGGCUGGCUGCACCUAUGGGUGCUGGGGGGGACCCCCCAGGGUGGGUUCUGGGGGUCACUCCCUCCUUGUCCCUGGAAGGACCCACUUUUCAUGCCAGGAGCCCCCACAGAGGGAAAAGCUGCACGGGGGCUGGAGCAGAGACCAGGGGUUGUGUCCUUUGAGGGGGUGACAAGGGAGUCCCAUGGGUGGCGUAUGGUGGGUGCUUGGUCCUUGCUGCGUGGUGGCCGGUACCAGCGCAGGAGCCGCCCUGUCACCUUGGCCCGACUUGCACCCACUCCGCUCUGGUCUAUGUCACUCAAGGCUGGUGACGGCGUGGGGACACAGCUGCCACUAGAUGGAGCGGCUGCUGCACCCACGGGGUGACAGCGGCCCCAUCCCCUGCCUGGGGACAGCGGGUCUUCCCAGAGGGGACAUCACCCAAGAUACUGGGACAGACUGGGCUGAGCGCCGGGCCACUCUCAGGGUGACUGGCAGGUGUCAAUCAAGAUGGGUGCAGGUGCUGUGCUGGCCUUCCUGGGAGAGCCUGGCCCUCCCCAUUCCCCCCAGUGCUGGGAGCGUGUCCCCCAUUGCAGGAUAGGGUUUGGGGGGGUCUGUGUCUCUCCAUGGCUGCCCCCAUUCACCGUAUCUCGCUGUGCUGUGCCGGCAGGAUCUGUGGGUCUGGCCUUGGGGCGUCUGACCGUGUGUGCUGGUUUGACUGAAAACAGGUUAAUUUUCCUCAUGCAGUUACAAACCUUCCUUUCCCAUCGCUCGUUAUUUGGACUUAGUCUGAGAACAAGAGAUACCAGCCCAGCACAGUUAAUGUGUUUAAUUGCUCUGCUCUGAGAGCCAAGGACACUCUGAGCUCUGCCCACAGGGGUGAGGCAGCGAGGAAGGGGAUGGACGGACAGAGCUGGACUGACACCCACACUGAGCAACCAGAGUGUUCCAGCCCAUUAGUGUUGUGCUCCAGAUAUCAGGAGAGUUGGGUCUUCUGCUCGUUUUCUUGGCCGCUUUCUCUUGCACGUGUUGGUUUUAUUCCUUCGCUCUUUUGGUGCAGCUGGGGGAGGUUUUGGUGCGGGAUGUUUCUGCCUCUUUCCCUCUUUUCUCUCUCUGGGAUGGGCUGUGGGACCAGGUGCCGUUUCCUGGGACUGGCUGCUCAGCAUGUUCAUGAGGAAUUGCCUUGACUACCUUUUAUUUCUGUUUUAUGUAGAUAUGUACUAGUAGUGUAUUAGUAUUUUGUUAUUUUAUUAAACUGUGUUUAUCUCA